Pseudoliparis swirei is the source of this 1373-nucleotide messenger RNA. RefSeq names its product sterile alpha motif domain containing 13 (gene samd13). Gene Ontology annotation, molecular function: protein binding. The record is from RefSeq and is a predicted model, not a curated record. Bases 262 to 588 code for a protein of 108 amino acids. Lineage: Eukaryota; Metazoa; Chordata; Actinopteri; Perciformes; Liparidae. The transcript has 5 exons.
CGAUGAAGAGGGCUAGUUGCCUUUACUUGAUUAAAUCUUGAUUCUAUCAAAUAAUACCGACGUUUAAUCAUUUGUAAAACAUCUCCGUGGUUAGAAAACUGUUUUGUUAUCCAACUUACUUGUAUAUCUUGGACGCCCUGUUGUUGUCAGGCAGGAAUCACCUAAAAUAAGCAAAGACACCCAGCGAAUGCCAGACUGAGAAAGAAAGAGAAGCGAUGUUCGAGCUGCCGACCCACUGAGCUCUCGGAGAGAAGACAUCUGAUGAAAAAUUACUGCAACGUUACAGAUUCUGGCAUGGAAGACAAGGCAAAUGGCUCUGUUGACACCAAAAGCCCAGUGGAGAACGGCCAGCUGCCGGACCCUGCCAACUGGGGGGUCGCUGACGUCGUAAAUUACUUCAAAGCAACAGGGUUCGAGGAGCAAGCCACUGCUUUUCAGGAUCAGGAAAUCGAUGGCAAGUCCCUGCUGCUAAUGACGCGUAACGACGUCCUGACGGGACUGUCGAUAAAACUCGGCCCUGCGCUGAAAAUCUAUGAGUAUCACGUGAAGCCGCUGCAAACUCAACACCUCAAGAGCAACGCCUCGUAGCACCGCAGGCCAGCCCAACACCCACCUCAAAGACAAUCAUCGUGUCAGAAGACGUCAGGUUAGCUGCCACUUCACAAAGACUCGUCUGGCCACAGUGACACCUUAACAGAUUUUGAAUGCUGUAUGAUUUUAUAAGCGUCGACUCCAAAAAUGGGUUUCACAUGGAGCACACUGUUUAUUCUUUCAUCCAUUCUUAUUUCUCCUGCUUGAGAUAUUGUAUGUAUUUUAUUUGUGUGUGUGUGUUAUUUGAAUGAAGGCAAUUUUGGGCAACUACUGUGCAGGUAUGAUUUGAUUUUUGUGAGUGUGUGUCAGUAAAUGUGUUUGCGCUUGUGUGCAAAGUGAAUUUAACCCAUGCUGGUUUUAAAAAACUAAAAGGUAUUUGUAUAUAAGAUGAUAUAUAGUUGAAAAAUGUUGUUGUACCUGAACACUUUGAUACAUGCAGAAAAUGAUUCUGGCACGUCCCGUUUUGCCGUGAAAUAAUUUUUUAUGCUCUAAACUGUGCAGCUGAGUCCAUGAAACGUCCUCAGCAUGUCACAACGAAGCAUUUUGUCCCUGAAACAAGGAGCCAAACAAAAGCCUAUUUGCUCCUGCAAACCUUUAUUAUCUAGGCAUGAGGCCUAUGUAUAUAUUCCUUUGUUUCCUACCUGUUGUGCUUUCCGAAUUGCUGCCAAGACAACUGUAUUGAAGUGUGUAUGACCAAUGUAUAUGUGCAACAUAACACUGGAAUUUGAAUAUCUGAAUCAAAGAUUUGCAAUAAAUGGUGCUCUUUUCUCACAAUAGAACAA